Seminavis robusta is the source of this 462-nucleotide messenger RNA. The record is from the annotation of a GenBank genome assembly. NCBI's taxonomy places the organism in Eukaryota, Bacillariophyta, Bacillariophyceae, Naviculales, Naviculaceae.
AUGACCAUCCCAGAAUACAUCUUCAUCCCUUGCUACCAGUCUACUGGAACUGUUGUGGUUUCAGAGCAGAGUACCGUUAUGCAAGAUGUCAGCUGCCUGAGCCACAGUCAAAGCAGCCACUUGCAAGCAGCACAAGAGCAAUCAUCCGAUUCAGUCCGAUGCGAUUUGUCUUGCUGCCGCUGGGAAGAGCAAUCCUCUUGCCAAAGACGACGAAGCACUGAUCCCCCCAGCCGCCCCAUUCGAGGUGCCAACAAGAACAGCAACUGCCAAACAAGCCGAAAAGGAAAAGAUGCCCGUCCUUGCCGUCCCAGUCGAACGCCUUCCUUCUGUGUCAGCAAGGCACAGCAGGCAGCCACAGCGUCCUCCAUGACAUCUGCAGCUAUCUUGGCAAAGCACUCCUCAAACCACUCUUCAUCUACUGCAUGUACUAGCAACUCUGUGCCAAGAGCACGAGCAGCAUAA